AUGAAAGAUGACAGCACUGCAGAAACUAAUAGUGGUGGUAGUAGCAGGAGUCAUUUGACUGGAGCAUCCGAUCAGAAGAAUUCCGGUGAUUGCAUGGUCGACGAUUGCGUUGUCAUCGAUGAUCUACGCGAUAAGCAGUGUCAGUGUCACCUUGGAAAACUCGGUGAUAAUCAAAAGUCACAGCAACAACCGAACGGUCGUGCACACUCAGUACCAUCACUACCACUAAACUACCCAGACUCCUCAGAUCCACAACAACAUCAGCAAGCUUCACCUAAAUCUCCAUCAUCAUCAUCUUCAUCAACAACAACUAAGAGUUCAAUUUCAAAUUCCAUUUCGAAUUCAAAUUCAAAUUCAGAUUCCAACAACAAAAAUUUAAAUAAUAAUAAUAACAAUAACAAUAAUAAUAACGGUAAUAACAACGGUAACAAUAAUAGUAAAGACAAUGGAAAUGGUUUGGUGAUAUCCGAUCAAUUACCAGCAGAGUAUUCACCAUCUAAAGUCCAUAUAUUGGUUGUCGAUGACGAUAUAGUUCAACGAUCUCUAUUAAACAAUAUGUUAAAAAAAUUUAAUUUUAAUGUUACACUUGUUACAAAUGGUGAAGAAGCAUGGGAUACAUUGUUAAACGGUAAAGUUAUGUAUGAUUUGGUAUUAACCGAUGUCAUGAUGCCAAUGGUAACUGGAUUUGACUUGUUACAAAGAAUUAAUGAACACAUUGAAAUUAAACAUAUACCAGUCAUUUUGAUGUCUGGAACAGCUGUAGAUUAUAAAUAUGCAAAUGAUACAAUUAAAAUUGGUGGUCAAGAUUUUCUUACAAAACCAAUUGCAAAAGAGUUGUUGAAAAAGAAAAUCGAUACCGUUCUAACUAGUAUUUGGCAAAAGAAGAAAGAAGCAGAGUAUAAAUCUUUCUUGGCAAGAGAAAGGGAGAAUAGAAGUAUUUUAGCGAAACAAAUGGAGGCUAAGGAACAUGAGAUUGAAGAAUUGACCAGAAAGAUAUCAGAGAUGGCAUCGAUCUCCAGAGAGGCAAUGGAAUCACCACUCGUUUCCGUCACCAGAACCAUCGAAGAACUGAUGCAACAAACCAAUUGGACUGAUCACGAAAACGAUAUUAAAUAUAAAUUAACAAUGAUUCUAAAAGAAUUAGGAUCAUCAAAUAUUUAUCGACCAUCAUUUGAAAAGUUGAUAAAGAAUGAAUCGGUAGAUCCUGUUACAAAGAGUUUUUUGGUGACGGAAUUCUCGUCGGUGACAGGCGCCCGAAGAAACUCCAUUCCAACAUUCCCACAGACUGUCUCGAGCAAAGACACCAAAGAGGGAAUCAAAGGUUGGAACUUUGAUGUAUUUAGAUAUUCCGAGGAUGAUUUGAUGCCCAUGUUGGUCGAUAUGUUUGAGAACUUCCAGCUACUUGAAACAUUUAAGAUUCCCAUCGAAAAACUACAGAGAUUUAUUAUGGCAGUACAUUCACUCUAUAGAAAAAGCAACAGAUAUCAUAACUUUUUACAUGCAUUCGAUGUAACACAAACAUGCUAUACAUUUUUAACCACUUUUAAAGCAGCGCAAUACUUGACACAUUUGGAUAUUCUGUCAUUGUUGAUCGCUGCGAUGUGCCAUGAUCUCAAUCAUCCUGGUUUCAAUAAUACAUUCCAGGUCAAUGCUCAAACAGAUCUAACUUUACAAUAUAAUGAUAAUUCAGUUUUAGAAAAUCAUCAUGCAACCUUAACAUUUAAAAUACUUAAAAAUAGUGACUGUAAUAUUCUCGAAGGUUUGAAUGAAGAUCAAUACAAGGAAUUAAGAAGAUCAGUUAUUCAAUUAAUUUUGGCCACUGAUAUGGCAUUCCAUUUCGAACUGGACGGUCGCUCCGAAGAGGAAGUUGAAAAAGAUAAGACUCCAACUUCCUCUGAUAAAGCAUCGCCCAACUCACCCACCGAUUCACCAUCACAAUCUGUCAACUCCUCUAGUUCCUCUGUCAAACAACUACCAAAGAUUGAUGAAGAGAACUAA
Molecule: messenger RNA, 1998 nt
Organism: Heterostelium album PN500
Lineage: Eukaryota; Evosea; Eumycetozoa; Acytosteliales; Acytosteliaceae
Gene: regA
Product: cAMP phosphodiesterase
Exons: 8
Coding region: 1-1998 (665 amino acids)
Biological process (GO): phosphorelay signal transduction system; sorocarp development
Molecular function (GO): 3',5'-cyclic-nucleotide phosphodiesterase activity
Source: RefSeq, a predicted model, not a curated record